Messenger RNA from Lutra lutra (Eurasian river otter), 1494 nucleotides. RefSeq names its product translation initiation factor IF-2, mitochondrial-like. The transcript is spliced from 7 exons. The record is from RefSeq and is a predicted model, not a curated record. NCBI's taxonomy places the organism in Eukaryota, Metazoa, Chordata, Mammalia, Carnivora, Mustelidae. Gene Ontology annotation, biological process: translational initiation. The coding region runs from base 1 to 1377 and encodes 458 amino acids. Gene Ontology annotation, molecular function: GTPase activity; translation initiation factor activity; GTP binding.
AUGCCCAUCGCCUCUCUCAUCAAGGGUGGAGAUGCUUCAGUGUUAGAAGUCUGUGCCUGCUGUAAGAGUCACUUCACAUACCAGAUCCGAAAGGCACAGGAGCAACAAGGAAUUAGACAUGGGGGCUCAGCCGGUGUUAAAGAAAAAGAAAAAAAGAUCAGAGACGUAUAUACAAGCAGGAGACCUCCUGUUCACUCUGGCAAGCACUCUCAGAAGCAAUGUCUGCGGUCUCAGACUGGCAUGACGCCACCACACAUGAAGCAAUUCCAGUUGCCUGUGGAUGAGAAGAGUUGCUCAGAGGAAGAUGUGGGACCAAAUGAGCUCAUUUGUUUUCCCUGUGCCUCUGAUAACUGUCUUCAAGGCCAGACAGACGUAAGCUGUUGCCUGUGCCCUAACCAGAGGAUUAAAGCAGAACAGGUGAAGGGGGAAACCAGUCUCCUACAGCAGCCAAUACACCACUCGAAGGCGGAAGCUCUGAAAUUUCCCUACCAGCCGCCUCCAGAUGAAGAUGCACAGGCUAUGCAGAGUCUGGAACUAACUGAGCUGGAACAGGAGAAAAAUAAAGAGGAUCUGAAAAUAAUAGAAGAAAAGCGAAAGGAGCACCAAGAAGCACAUCAGAAAGCCCGUGAGAAGUAUGGCAAUGUACACUGGAAGGAGAGAUCCUUUCUAAAGUACCAAGAAAGAAAAGAACAAAAACCCUUGAAGGCAAAAGAGAAAGAAGAAAGGGAUUCACACGUUCUUCCUAUAAUUAUUAAAGGUGAUGUUGAUGGUUCCGUUGAGGCCAUUGUGAACAUCAUGGAUACCUAUGAUGCUUCACAUGAGUGUGAACUUGAAUUAGUACAUUUUGGUGUGGGUGAUGUCAGUGAAAAUGAUGUUAACCUUGCUGAAACAUUUCGUGGUGUUAUAUAUGGCUUCAAUGUGAAUGUAGGCAAUGUUAUCCAAAAGUCUGCUGCAAAAAAAGGAGUAAAAAUUAAACUUCACAAAAUCAUUUACCACCUGAUUGAAGAUUUGCAGGAGGAAUUGAGCAGCAGAUUGCCGUGCACUGUGGAAGAGCAUCCAAUAGGUGAAGCUUCUAUAUUAGCUACCUUUUCUGUAACAGAAGGGAAGAAAAAAGUUCCUGUGGCUGGCUGCAGAGUCCAAAAGGGACAGUUAGAAAAACAAAAAAAAUUUAAAUUAAUCCGUAAUGGAGAUGUUAUUUGGAAGGGUUCAUUAAGCUCACUGAAACACCAUAAAGAUGACGUUUCAGUCAUCAAAACUGGAAUGGAUUGUGGUCUCAGUUUGAGUGAAGAAAAGAUAGAAUUUAAAGUGGGAGAUGAAAUUAUUUGUUAUGAAGAAAAACAAGUUCCAGCCAAGACUUCCUGGGAUCCAGGAUUUUAAAACUUUAUUAAAAGUGUAAACAAUGGGGUGCCUGGUAGAGCAUGUAACUCUUAAUCCCAGGGUUCAAACCGUAUGCUGGGCGAUUAUUACUUAAAAAAAUAAAUUAAAAACUAUAAA